Messenger RNA from Xylaria bambusicola, 1250 nucleotides. Its product is annotated as protein trafficking Pga2. The transcript has a single exon. NCBI's taxonomy places the organism in Eukaryota, Fungi, Ascomycota, Sordariomycetes, Xylariales, Xylariaceae. Bases 287 to 754 code for a protein of 155 amino acids. The record is from RefSeq and is a predicted model, not a curated record. Gene Ontology annotation, biological process: protein transport.
AGCAGUUUUGUUUUAUCCCUCGUUCGCAAAAUCUAAAUCCCCAAGAUUUCACCAACGUCUUCAGCCAUUUCUUGUGUCUAUAAUAUAUGUUAGCAUAUUUAAUUCUUCCCUUCUCGGAUACAAUUUUCUAAUCACCUCAUUUGUUCUGUACUCAAACUUUCCGAGCCUGCGAUAACCGACUCGCAGCAAGUUCAUACAUUCUACGCGUACCACCACGCAACGAACUACGCGCUGUUCUCUUCCUGUUACAUAUUCGGCUCUAAAAGACAAUACGAUUGCUACAGCCAUGGCGGAGGAACUUGCGGGGCUAUUCGUCCACCUAGGCGAGACUGUAUGGAAUUUAGUCUCUUUGAUCUCGGACCGCAUGGCCACCAAUGUCGGCGGGUCCAUCACCAACAUGACAGCACAGCAAUGGAUUCGUUUAAUCGCCAUUGUUGGCGCCUAUGCGCUUUUACGCCCAUAUAUCAUUAAGCUGGGUGCGAAACAUCAAGAGAAGCAAUUUGAGAAAGCCCAACAAGAAGUGGCCGAAAUUUCCCCCAAUCAGCUCCGCGGCGAGCUUGGUAUUCCCGACGAAAGUGACGAUGAUGAUGAUGACGACGCACAAGGGGAGGCAACGGCGGCAGAUUGGGGCAAAAAAGCGCGGAAACGGCAACGGAACAUGAUCAAACAGCUUCUAGACGCUGAGGAGAAGCGGCUGCAAGAGACGCUCGACGAACAGGAGGAUAAGGAUAUAGAAGAAUUCCUUGUCGACUAAGAUUUCCCUAGCACAGAAAAAGAUGCAUACGCAACCGUAUCUAAUCAACGCUCUUAAUUCACACCAACAACGGGAUAUUCUAGCUGCUACUGACCAGUCUUCACUAGCAUCCUGUGGUCACAGUCCUUUAGUCAACUGCUGGGCUAGAAAGUACUUCCCUGCUGUCCACGCAUGUCAAACCCCCGUUGAAAUUGGGAAAUGCCGACAGGGCAAGUCAUAGGAAAGAAAACUCACGUGCCUUUUGAGCCAUCCUAUAUGCACUGGUGUCCUGCUUGCUUGUCACCCGUAACUGACCUGGCAUACGAUAUGUAAGUUUUAGUACAUACAUAGCUGGCUAUGCCAUGAUAGCAACAUCAGAUCAAACAUACCUACUGCAGUGUCGCCAAGCCCUUUUCUGAUUUUAAAACCAUGCUACAUUAGUUGGAUAACGACAUACUUAGAUAGAUAUUAGUAAGCAUGCUCUAUCCCUGUUUCCCAAUGAAACCAUGCACGACUA